Dreissena polymorpha is the source of this 360-nucleotide messenger RNA. Its product is annotated as neuronal acetylcholine receptor subunit alpha-7-like. Gene Ontology annotation, biological process: nervous system process; monoatomic ion transmembrane transport; regulation of membrane potential. The record is from RefSeq and is a predicted model, not a curated record. Gene Ontology annotation, cellular component: membrane; synapse; neuron projection. The transcript has a single exon. Lineage: Eukaryota; Metazoa; Mollusca; Bivalvia; Myida; Dreissenidae. Bases 1 to 360 code for a protein of 119 amino acids. Gene Ontology annotation, molecular function: neurotransmitter receptor activity; extracellular ligand-gated monoatomic ion channel activity; transmembrane signaling receptor activity.
AUGAUUUGGACUCCGCAAAUGAUGCUUACUAACAGUGUCAAGAAAAUAGACCGUAUAUCUGAGGAUUGGCAUGCAGUGAGUGUUACUGACUUGGGACGUUGCUUUUAUUAUAUUGGCAACGUGUUUACUUCAUCUUGUGAUGUCGACGUUACUUUCUAUCCAUGGGAUAAACAGACAUGCAGUUUUGAGUUCAUGCCGGCCAAUUACGACCCCAGUAAGAUCAAGCUUUCCCCAUCCAAAAGGGAAGUGUUGUUGAACCACUUCUCUGGGAAUGGCGCAUGGGAUCUCGUAAGUACUGGUGUGAAAACACAACUAGGCGAUUACAUGGUGCUGUUCGAGAUUGAGAAAUCUCGCUGUUAG